Molecule: messenger RNA, 321 nt
Organism: Parnassius apollo (apollo)
Lineage: Eukaryota; Metazoa; Arthropoda; Insecta; Lepidoptera; Papilionidae
Source: the annotation of a GenBank genome assembly
AUGGCUGUAGAAGAUAUCCCUACACCAUCAUUAUGGUAUUACGAUUUACUCAACUUCUCGAAGGAUCAAGAAACAACUAGAAGUUCAAUAACUAAUAUCAAAACAGGAAACAAUAUUCGGGUACCUAUCGAUGAAGAUUUAGAAGGAAAUAGAAAUAUUGAUGAAGAUUCUGAUUUAUUUUCGGAGUCAACGCAAUCACCCGCUCCCUCAACAGCAUCUACAAAGACAUCUCGUGGUAGUAAUAUAAAGAAGAGGCCAAGAGAAGAUAUUCUUAGUAAAAUUAAUGCCCAUCUCAGCGGACCCACUCCGACAGACCGCUGA